AUGGGCAGGCCGUGUCCGUGCUCCGGCCUCCCCCAGAGACCCAGCCUCCGCACGCGCGGCACACCGCACCACGCGGCUCACCGGCCCACCCGGUCGAAUGCAUCCGGCCGGCUGAGUCCCGCGCUCCGUCCGUGCGCCGCGCCGCGGCUGCGACGCGCGGCUCCAUUGCACCUCACUGGGUGCAACGCCGGCCGCGAGCCACGUCAGCUCGGGGCGCGGGCGCGGCGCGCAUCGACGCGUGCGCACGCGCGGUUCGACGCGAAGGCUUUCUACGCGAUCGAGUCGUGGGACGAAGGCACGCUCGACGUCGGCGAGGCCACGGGAGAGCUGCAGCUACGCGUGCCGGGUCCCCCGGGGCGCAUUUGCGCCGUGUCUCUGCGGGAGGUGGUCGCGGAGGCCGAGGCGCACGGGUGCACGACGCCGCUGCUCGUGCGCGCGCCGAGCAUCGCCGUGCAGCAGAUGCGGAAGCUCCUGGACGCGUUCGACCACGCACGUCAGAGGUUCAGCUACGACGGGCGGGCGGCGGUGAUAUACCCGAUCAAGUGCAACGCGGACCACGAGAUUAUAAGAGCGCUGCUCGCGGGAGGGGCCGCCGGGCUCGAGGUGGGCUCGGUGGCGGAGCUGGCGUACGCGGACCAGCUGAUAGCGCAGACGGCGCGCGCCGGCGACCGCCCGUUCCGCAUCGUCUGCCACGGAUGGAAGGACAAUGCGUACCUUGAUGCGGCGACAGCGGCGGCGAGGAACGGAGCGCGGGUGUGCGUCGUGCUCGAGUCGGCGUCGGAGGCCGCACGCGUGUGCAGCCACGGCAUCCUCGAGGUGCCGGGGGUGUCGCUGGGCGUGCGUCUACAGCUCUCGAGCGCGCACGACGGGCACUGGGGGGUGUCUUCGGGGGAGUCUUCGAAGUUCGGGCUCGGUCCUUGCAGUAUGACACAUGUCCUGGACAUCGUCAGGGGGGCGCGGGUGCUGGACAAGCUCGACCUGCUGCACUUCCACCUCGGAAGCCAGAUUCCGGACAUUGCGGUGGUCAAGGACGCCCUGCGCGAAGCCUCCCAGUAUUUCGCGGAGCUCGUCGGCCAGGGAGCGCCCAUCUCGUCGAUCGACGUCGGCGGCGGGCUCCCAGCAGGGGGUCUUGCAGCACACUCCCCCACCACGCCCGCCGCGGCCUCCCCGGCGGCCUCCGCGCCCCUCUCCCCCAACUACGACGUCCAGGCCUACGCGAACGACGUCGUCGCCGCGCUCUCCGACAUCUGCACGCGGCGCAACCUCGCGCCUCCGCACAUCGACCUUGAACACGGCCGCUACCUCGUCGCGCCGGCCUCGCUGCUCGUCGUCGACGUCGUCGAGCGGCGACGCGUGCGCGGGCGCGAAGCCCCGCGCGCGGCGUCCGUCCCGCCCGGCGCGUCCGACGCCACGACCGACGCCUGCGCGUUCCUCCUCGCGACGCUGCGGGAGGUGCGGGAGGACCUGCGGCGCGUCGUGGCGUCCGGGGCCAGCGACGGCGCCGUCGUGGCGCGUGCGAGGGAGGCGCGGGCGGACGCGGCGCAGUUCCGGAAAGAGGGGCGGAGCAUGUUUGGGCUGGGGUUGAUGACGCUGGGGCAGCGGGCGCAGCUUGAGGCGCUGUGCGGGGAGAUCGAGGCGGCGGCGGACCAGGCGUUCGACGAAAGGAGCGAGGCGCUCGACCAUCCGACAGAGGUGUACAUGUGCAAUUUCUCCGUGUUCCGGUCGCUCCCGGACGCCUGGGCGCUGCAGCAGGCCUUCCCCGUGGUCCCCGUCACGCGCCUGAACGAAGCGCCGACGCAGAAAGCCGUCGUUGUCGACCUGACAUGCGACUCAGACGGACAGUUGCCGGUGUACGUGCCGUCGCCCGCCGCGCCCGCUCCGGGUACGUCGUUGUGGCUGCACGAGGUCGGUGCGGAGCGGUACCUCCUGGCGGUGCUGCUCGAGGGUGCGUACCAGCAGGCCCUGGGGAGCGGCCACAACGGAGUGGGGACGAUGAGCACGGCGUACGUCCGGUGCAGCGGCGGGGACGCGAGGCCGUACCGUUUCGUGCCGGGGGAGCGCGUGCGUUACUCGCACGGUGGUGUCGCGCCUGGCAGUGCGAGUGAGGCAGAACGGGCCAGCGGCGCGAAACAGAUGUGA
Messenger RNA from Pedinophyceae sp. YPF-701, 2139 nucleotides. The record is from the annotation of a GenBank genome assembly. NCBI's taxonomy places the organism in Eukaryota, Viridiplantae, Chlorophyta, Pedinophyceae.